Messenger RNA from Pan troglodytes (chimpanzee), 6015 nucleotides. It is a transcript of the gene HHAT, whose product is annotated as hedgehog acyltransferase. NCBI's taxonomy places the organism in Eukaryota, Metazoa, Chordata, Mammalia, Primates, Hominidae. Gene Ontology annotation, molecular function: palmitoyltransferase activity. Bases 2611 to 4092 code for a protein of 493 amino acids. The record is from RefSeq and is a predicted model, not a curated record. The transcript has 12 exons. Gene Ontology annotation, cellular component: endoplasmic reticulum. Gene Ontology annotation, biological process: protein palmitoylation.
GGCGAAGAAGACAAAAGCGGCGGGGGCCGCGCGCGCAGUGCGCCCGGGCAAAGGCGGGGAUCUAGGCGCCGGGACAAGUCCGCGCACGGCCCUGCCCGCGUCCUCUCUCCUUGGCUUCGUCCCCAGCUUCCGGCACUGCUGCGGGGAGUUGCGAACUCUGGUCCUCUUGGCAGUAUCGGCGGUGCGCCUGCCUGCCUGCUGUGACUCCAGGGACUCUAAAGUUAGAGACUUCCUUUGCGUUCUAUCUUCAGGACUCAGUUUCCUUCCUCUGUUCUGAGUCUAACCUUCAGGUGGCAGGUCUUUAUGCGGAAAAACCCUCCCGCUAAUCCUCACCAGAGGUACUUUACGGGUAGCAUUGGUGUUAAGAAAUGUGCUGCUACCUGUGUACAUUGCUCUUGGAUCUGGGUUGUAGGGCUAGGGCAUUUGGCAUCCUCAGAGGUUUGCAUUACGUGGGAGUGAGACAUUGCUUCUCUUUCUGUUUUUGUUGUUGUUUGUGUUUUUGAGGCGGAGUUUCGCUCUGGUCGCCCAGGCUGGAGUGCAGUGGCACAAUCUCAGCUCACUGCAACCUCAGCAUCCCGGUUUCAAGCGAUUCUCCAGCCUUGCCUCCUGAGUAGCUGGGACUCAGGCAUGCGCCACCACGCCCACCUAAUUUUGUAUUUUUAGUAGAGACGAGGGUCUCACCAUGUUGGCCAGGCUGGUCUUGAAUUCCUGACCUCAGGUGAUCUGCCCACCUCGGCCUCCCAAAGUGCUGGGAUUACAGGCGUGAGCCACCGUGCCUGGCAUCUCAUUCAUUCUCAGAGCUAAGGACCUAUUUCAAUGUGAUUAAGUGCUAUGGGAAUGCAAGGAGAGGAGAGGGAAGGCUUCAUUGAAGAGGCGGUAGUUCAUUGAAGGAGACUUUGAGGAAUGAUUUUUUUCCCCUUCCAUUCCUCAUGUUCCAUUUUCCCUGUGAUUUUUCUCCCUCCUUUCUCGUUGCCAGUCAGUCCCUAAUUGUGAUUGUUUGAUAAGGACAGCUCUGACCUGAGAUAUUCAAUUAAUGUUAAUUUAAGGAGACUGUGUGCUUAUUAGGUGCUUUAGAUACAUUAUUUCUAAACCUUACAGUAACUGGGAAAGAUAAGUGUUGUUAUCUCUUUUCACAGUAGGAUAGAGAAAGCCUUGGAGGGGAGCCAAAGCCACAAACUAGUACAUGUCAGGGCCGGGUUUUGGACUCCUCUUUUGGAUCAACGCCUGUGCUUUAUCUACUGUUUACUUUGCCCCCUCCUUGGAAGUAGGUUAGAUGGAUGAACUUAGGGUGAAAGUCAAUUCUUUGGAGGGAGCAGCCAUUUUUGUGGGUGGCCAGAUGUUGGUGGGAGCUCUGUAGGUAGCAUCAGGAACUUGCGAGCAUGGGCCUUACCUGCACCCCCUGCUUCCAGCUCAGGACCUGGCCCAGGGGGAAUGUUCCCUAAAGCAGUGGUCCCCAACCUUUUUGGCACCAAGGACCGGUUUCAUGGAAAAUAAUUUUUUCAUGGACUGGGGGAAGGGGGAUGGUGUUGGGAUAAUUCAAGCACGUUACAUUUAUUUUAUUUAUUUGUUUUGAGAUAGAGUCUCGCUGGGUCACCCAGGCUGGAGUGCAGUGGCACGAUACUGGCUCACUGCAACCUCCACCUCUGGGGAUCAAGCAAUUCUCGUGCCUCAGCCUCCAGAGUAGCUUACAGGCAUGUGACACCACAUCUGGCUAAUUUUUGUAUUUUUAGUAGACAGGAUUUCACCAUGUCAACCAGGCUGGUCUCAAAUUCCUGAGCUCGAACUCCUGAGCUCAAGCCAUCCUCUCCUUGGCCUCCCAAAGUGCUGGGAUUACAGGUGUGAAUCACCAUGCCCCACCUGCAUUACAUUUAUUGUGGACUUUCUUUCUAUUAUUAUUACAUUGUAAUAUGAAUACAACUCACCAUAGAGUAGAAUCAGUGGGACCCCUGAGCUUGUUUUCCUGCAACUAGGCAGUCCCAUCUGGGGGGGUGUUGGUAGACAUUGACACCCAAAGUGUGUUUGUUUAUGUCCAGCCUACUUCAUAGUCUCAUUUUGGUUGCUGUCACUGCAGAAGACCCUGCUUCACAAAGAUAGGAUGUUGGAAAUGGAAGCAGGCUUUUCGGUGCUUUUGUGGCAAUUUCAGGAUAUUUUGCCUUGACUUUCUUUAAUCCAGAAUGUAUGGAUAUUUGAAGUUGUCUUAAACAUACUUCUAGGGCCCGGUCAUUUGCUAUCUCAAACAGUUGGUCCUCUUCUAGCAUGGACAAAGUCAAUUCACCUGGCUUAUUCACAAAUGGGUCUAGGAUCCUUCCCAGUUCGGGUGUCUUUUGUAGUUGGGAAGUAAUGCUCAAACUCUUUUGAAAGCUGAGAUAGGUGAUCAUGCACCAGCUGGGAGAGAGAAGGCCCUGGCUUAGUCUCUUUCAAAAUCUCUGCUAAUGUUUGAAACGUGUCAGAAAUCCCAGUGUUCACUUGUCGCCGCAAUAAUUCCAGUUUGGUUUUGAGUGCAGCCACUUAUCUGCUGACUUGAACACAGUUCUCCCCUGAAGGGACAGAUGGAGUUCAUUGAGGAGAAACUCUCAGCGUAGGCAUCGGGAACCUUCGUGCCAAGGAGCCAUGCUGCCCCAAUGGGAACUGGCACUUUACCUACUUGCCUCACUAGGCUUCCACUUCUAUUCCUUCUAUGAAGUUUACAAAGUCUCCAGAGAACAUGAAGAGGAGCUGGACCAGGAAUUUGAGCUGGAGACUGACACUUUAUUUGGAGGAUUAAAGAAGGAUGCGACCGACUUUGAGUGGAGCUUCUGGAUGGAAUGGGGGAAGCAGUGGCUGGUGUGGCUUCUCCUUGGCCACAUGGUAGUGUCUCAAAUGGCCACACUGCUGGCAAGAAAGCACAGACCCUGGAUUCUCAUGCUCUAUGGGAUGUGGGCCUGCUGGUGUGUGCUGGGGACCCCUGGUGUGGCCAUGGUUUUGCUCCAUACCACCAUCUCUUUCUGCGUGGCCCAGUUCCGGUCUCAGCUCCUGACGUGGCUCUGUUCUCUCCUCCUCCUCUCCACACUGAGGCUGCAGGGUGUGGAGGAAGUUAAGAGAAGGUGGUACAAGACAGAAAAUGAGUACUACCUGCUGCAGUUCACGCUGACCGUUCGCUGCCUCUACUACACCAGCUUCAGCCUGGAGCUCUGCUGGCAGCAGCUGCCUGCUGCAUCGACCUCCUACUCCUUUCCCUGGAUGCUGGCCUAUGUCUUUUAUUAUCCAGUCUUACACAAUGGGCCCAUCCUCAGCUUCUCGGAGUUCAUCAAACAGAUGCAGCAGCAGGAGCAUGACUCCCUGAAGGCCAGCCUGUGUGUCCUGGCCCUGGGGCUGGGCCGCCUUCUUUGCUGGUGGUGGCUGGCCGAGCUGAUGGCUCACCUGAUGUACAUGCAUGCCAUCUACAGCAGCAUCCCCCUCCUGGAGACUGUCUCUUGUUGGACCUUAGGAGGACUGGCGUUAGCCCAGGUGCUCUUUUUCUACGUGAAGUACUUGGUGCUCUUUGGCGUGCCCGCUCUGCUCAUGCGCCUGGAUGGACUCACUCCACCCGCCCUCCCUCGCUGCGUGAGCACCAUGUUCAGUUUCACCGGGAUGUGGAGGUAUUUUGAUGUUGGACUGCAUAAUUUCUUAAUCAGGUAUGUGUACAUUCCAGUGGGCGGGUCCCAGCAUGGCCUGCUGGGGACACUGUUUUCCACCGCGAUGACAUUUGCAUUUGUGAGCUACUGGCAUGGCGGCUACGACUACCUCUGGUGCUGGGCAGCGCUCAACUGGCUGGGAGUCACUGUGGAGAAUGGAGUCUGGAGGCUGGUGGAGACUCCCUGCAUCCAGGACAGUCUGGCCCGAUACUUCUCCCCACAAGCUCGCCGUCGAUUCCACGCUGCCCUUGCUUCUUGUUCCACCUCGAUGCUGAUCCUGUCCAACCUGGUAUUUCUUGGGGGCAAUGAGGUUGGGAAAACCUACUGGAAUAGGAUCUUCAUACAAGGCUGGCCUUGGGUGACCCUCUCUGUCCUGGGAUUCCUGUACUGCUACUCCCACGUGGGCAUUGCCUGGGCCCAGACCUACGCCACGGACUAAUGCUGUUGGGCCCAGGCCAGUCCUUGCUGCUGGCCUCCAAGGCAAAUAGUGCUUCACCCUGACCUCUCACUCCAGGACAGCCUCUAAGGGAUUUGAUCUGCUCAUCUUCAGUUGAAUGCCCUCACUCCAAGACUGGAUGCUGGAUCUCAUAGAAAAUUCACAGCCAGACAAUCUUCUAAUCUGGAGUCUUUGAGAUCAUCUACCCCAACUCAUCAUUUUCCUAUUGAGGAAACUGGGGUCCAGGGCAGUCAUGUGUCUUACCCAGCUACACAGGGUGACAUUUUGGUCUAGAACCUAGUCUCAUGAGCCCUUUGCAUUCUUUCCCCUUAAGCAAGAAUAUAAUGUAGUGGACAUUUAUUGAUUGAGACACAGAAAUCCUGAUUAGUGAUAGGCCUGUCUUCUGGGCAAUAUUUCUAAAAUAUUUGAGUGACAUUGAUGUUUAAGUGACCUCCUUCAUCACAUCCUGCAGUAUCUCCAGAAGCAGCACUAGGGUUUGAGUUUCAUGCUUCAGCCCCUCUGUAGGAAUGAGACCAAGCCACAGCUGUCUUUUGAAUUACCUAGUCCAAGAAGACGGUAGCAGCCCUGUAGCAUUCUAAGGCAUCUAUACCCAAGGAGUCCUGUGAUUUGAGCUUCAGCAGGGUGAUCUACAUUUGGGUGCUUGUUUCUGAGAUUUGCAGAGAAGUAUAACAUGGUAGUUCCUCUACCUUACAGUUAAUCGUUUCUUAAUAAAGAAGCAGAAUUUAGAAACCACAGGAUAGUGUACCCACAGAUGGGUGUUAUCAAGGCCAGUCAUGAGGAUGGUGUCCUGGAGUCUUGUCCACCCUCUCCAUACAAGUCUCAAAAGUCAUCCUCCUACUCAGUGAUUCACGUUUAGUGGUUUAUAUUAUUACGGUUUGAUUCAAACAGAGCCUUUUCUGUCCUGUAGAUAAUCUACGUGUUUGUAGAAUUAUUUUGAAUAUGUUUGAGGAAAAUGUUUAAAAUCUAAAUAUACUCACAUAACUUGAUUAUUCACUCCUCUGAAAAGAUGCUGGAGAGGCUACCAAAGUUCCCAAGUGGUAGAUAAUUCAGAAGACUUGUUUGAAUUUGGAUUUUUUUUUUUUUUUUGGAGUGGGGAAGGGUAAAGGAGCCUUAAAAUUUGAAUCCAUAAUAUAUCUAAUUACAGGAGAAUUUACAACAUCUCAAGUACAUAAAUUAAGUUGUCAUUGAGGGAAAGGUUCACUUGGACCUAGUGCUGCCUCCUGUUUAUUACAUAGCAUGGCCCUUAUGUCUUGAGUUGAGGUUAUCAUCUCAAUGAGGCUUAAACUCCUAGAGUACAGGACCAUUUUGUUGAUUGUCUUUCUUCAUAGCUUCUCUGCUUGGCAAAGAGAUGGGAGGGGGCCAGAUACUGACUACCUGGGGUAGGCACAUUAUGUGUUAAAGCAAAAGACAGAGGCCAGAGAGGGGCAGGUAGACCUGCACAGCAGCAGCCUCAGCAGCUGUCUUGGUAAAGGAGAGAGAGAGACAUGGGGCCAGUAAUUCCGGGGUGCUCAGAAGUUUUAGGAGGGAAUGAGCCUCAGGGAGGAGUGAGCACCUAAAUGAACGCAGUAAACCUUCAUGGACUAACAGUGAUUCAGGAUUUGUGGCCAGCCAGAGGGAGUCUGACUGAAGUUUACUUGGAAAGAAAGGGCUUGCUAAGAAAAAAAGGAGUAAAAAUGAUGAUAGGGAAGUGUCUAAUGUAUGUGCACAUAUAAGUAAUACAGAAGUUUUGAGCUCUUCCAAAUACACCAUUUAUAUAAAAACAAAUAGGUUUAUUCAUUCAUUAAACUAUUUUGGAAGAGUCAGUGGAUAUAUUUGAAAGUGGUAAUCCUGAAUCUCUUUUAAACUAUUAUAUGAUUCAUAAUGGUUCUCAGGAAUUAAUAAAUGAUUACUGUGUUUAGCUCUGUA